CGGUGCAGCACUGCGCAUGCGCAGUGGGAGGGCUUGUUGCGCUGCCGCUGGCCGGCUCAUUCUUAGUACAUGGCAGCAGCAUAAAGUCACGGGAACCCCAAUAAUUAUUAAUUCACACCGAUUUUGUAAUGUGAGAUCCACGUGGUGUGUGUGCAGUAUAUAAUGUAAUAUAAUGCAUUGGCCGCAUCUGGUGAGGAAUACUGUUAGUGCUGCUUGAUAAGAAUUCAUCAUGGAGGACACUCGGACAAAGAAAAGACACCAAAGUAGGAGCCGUGCCGUAUCUAACCACAAAGCAGCAAAAAAGACAUCAUCCUCUAGACAUAGAGACAGCAGUAGCUCUUCCCCUGAAAGGAGGCACAAGUCUCUUGCCAAAUAUCAUGCUGAUACCUCUAGGAAAGAGAAAAGAAAGAAGAGGAAGAGGAAAAGUAGCAGAUCAUCGUCAUCUUCCUCUUCAGAGAGCAAGAGAAGGAGAAAGAAGAAGGCUAGGUCAUCUUCAGAGAGCUCCAGUACAUCAUCAUCAUCAAGUUCUUCUACAGAACACUCAAGUGACCAUUUGAAACACAGGAGCCACCACAAAAAGAAAUCAAAACUCAAAAAGGGGAAGAAAAAAAAGUUGAAAAAGAAAAGCACUACAGAUCUAAAGAAAAAUAUAACAAAGGUGAAAGGCCAGGAGGUAUUUUGCAGGACAGAAGAAUCCCAUCCUGGACCCUCUUUAGAUCUGUGGAAAAAGGAACCCCUGGAAGACACCGGUCCAGUUUUGACUGAUGAACAAAAGACUCGCAUACAAGCAAUGAAACCAAUGACUAAGGAAGAGUGGGAUGCACGGCAGAGUGUUAUCCGGAAAGUAUUGGACCCAGAGACUGGAAGAAUGAGGCUCAUUAAAGGGGAUGGUGAAGUACUUGAAGAAAUCGUAAGCAAAGACCGGCACAAGGAGAUCAAUAAGGUUUGCAUAAUUCUUUUGAAGAUUUACACCGGUCUCAUUUCAGAGAUACAGCAAGCAACAGCUAGUGAUGGCUUCACUUUUCAGAUGACAUCUGGGAUGUUCUAAAGGCCGAUACCUUGUGGGUGUUACAAUUCAUUGUAUCUGCAGAGUACAUAUCUUGUCAUUGGACCACUUUGGGAUUGCGCCUGUCUAUAGAUGUAUGCCCUGUUGUAGUCUGUGCCAUCUACAGUGUCUUGGUCAUGUGUGGUUUUCACUGUGUGAUGUUUCCAUGGUUGUGUUUAAAAUAAUAAAAUUAUUGGACAUGAUGUGUGUAACAGGAACCGUUAAAUCUUUAAAUGUUGUAUAUUCAUGACAUAUUAAAUAAAGACACUUAUUUGAAAAAAUAAA
This is a messenger RNA of Pseudophryne corroboree (corroboree frog), 1330 nucleotides long. It is a transcript of the gene ARL6IP4, whose product is annotated as ADP ribosylation factor like GTPase 6 interacting protein 4. The transcript has 6 exons. The record is from RefSeq and is a predicted model, not a curated record. Lineage: Eukaryota; Metazoa; Chordata; Amphibia; Anura; Myobatrachidae. Bases 230 to 1048 code for a protein of 272 amino acids.